Dictyostelium purpureum is the source of this 1377-nucleotide messenger RNA. RefSeq lists its product as uncharacterized. NCBI's taxonomy places the organism in Eukaryota, Evosea, Eumycetozoa, Dictyosteliales, Dictyosteliaceae. Bases 1 to 1377 code for a protein of 458 amino acids. The transcript has a single exon. The record is from RefSeq and is a predicted model, not a curated record.
AUGAAAUUAACUCCACAACAAAUAGUGGAUUUAUUAAAGGAUAUGAUUAUCCAAACAUUUUACGCAAGAGGAGAAAAUAAAUCAUUUUUUAAUGAAGGUGUUACAACAGCCGAAAAAAUGAUAAAGAAAUUUAAGUUAACCCAAUUAAUCCAACCAACUACUUUGGUUGUUAAUUAUUUUACAGUUCAUCAACAACAAGAAGAUGAACAAGAACAAUUAGUUAUUCAAAAUGAUCAACAAGAAGUUGAUCAACAACAUUUAGAACAAAAUGAAGAGCAACAAAAAGAAGUUAAUCAACAACAUUUAGAAAAAAAUGAAGAUCAACAACAAGAAGUUAAUGAAAAAAAUUUAGAAAAUAAUGAAGAGGAGCAACAAUUACACCUCUCAUUAACUCUUGAGCAUCAUCCUAUAGAUAGUGAUGAAGAAUUUAACUACAAAUAUAGGUGUUAUCAGGAUCCAAAUUCCCCACCAGCAACCCAAAAAUCACCAUCUCAAAAAAAAGAGCCAGAUGAGAUUAGUCAAGAACAAAUUGAAGAAAAUGAAAAAGAAGAGAGUCAAAUUGGGGAGAUGACCUUAUCGCAACAAAUAGAAGCAAAUAAUUUUCAAGAGUUUUUAAAAAAUCAUAAAGAACCCGAACCAAUAGUACUCGGUUUAACUCUUGAACAUCAUCCUAUAGAUAGUGAUGAAGAAUUUAACUACAAGUAUAAGUGUUAUCAGGAUCCAGAUUCACCAGGAAACCAACAACAAGAAGAAAAUCAAGCUGAAGAAAGCAAUCAAAAAAAUUCCCACCCACUUUUAAAUCAAGAUCAAAUGGAUCAAUAUGCAUCAUCUGAAGAUAAUGAUGAUGAAAAUCAAAAUCAAAAUUUACGUCUUUCUUUAACACUUGAGCAUCACCCUAUCGAUAGCGAUGAUGAUUACGAUUACAACUGGAAGUGUUAUCAAGAUCCAAACUCCCCAUCAUCAACCCCAAAAUCACCAGCUCAAGAUCAAGAAGAGCAAGAAGAAAAUGAUCAAAAUCAAGUUGAUAGUCCAGAACAAGAAAAACAGGUAGAAGAAUUAACAUUGUCGCAACAAAUUGAAGAAAAGAAUUUUCAAGAGUUUUUAAAAAAUCAUCAAGAACCUGAACCAAUAGUCCUCGGUUUAACUCUUGAACAACACUCCAUCGAUAGUGAGGAAGAAUUUAAUUAUAAUUAUAUAAGUUAUCAAAUACCAAAUAUUUCACCAAUAGCAUCAUCCCCAGUAAUCAAUCAACAAGAAAACUAUAUAGCUGAAGAAACCGACCAAAAUGAAAUUCAAGAAAAUCAUGAUCAACAAAAUGAAGCAGAGCAUUUGGCAAAACAAACAAAUCAAAAAGUCGAAGAAGAUCAACAACUCUAA